Molecule: messenger RNA, 3556 nt
Organism: Terrapene triunguis (Three-toed box turtle)
Lineage: Eukaryota; Metazoa; Chordata; Testudines; Emydidae
Gene: HP1BP3
Product: heterochromatin protein 1 binding protein 3
Exons: 12
Coding region: 1073-2653 (526 amino acids)
Biological process (GO): heterochromatin organization; nucleosome assembly
Cellular component (GO): nucleosome; chromosome; nucleus
Molecular function (GO): DNA binding; nucleosome binding
Source: RefSeq, a predicted model, not a curated record
CGAGUUAGGCCGCCGUUGGUGGAAGGGCCGGACGACCCCUCAUCGACCGCGUGGGGGGAGGGGCAGGCAGCGGCCCCCUGGUUCCCCGCGCCACUGGCCUAGUGUCCGGAGCGGGCGGGCGGCCAGGCCAGGCGGGAGCGAGAAGGAGAGCGAGGACAGGAGGGGAUGGACCUGGAGCUGAGCAGGCUCCGGCCUCAGACGGCGUGGGGCGUCCUGGCGCGGGCAGCAGCGUUCAGCUGUCACCGGGGCGACCGGGCCUCCGCACCCCGGGGGCGCAGGGCAUUGGAGGAGGCUGUGGAUAGCGACUGGAGCGCCCUGCUCCCGCCCGAGCUCCGCGGGGUCAUCAGAAACCGCACCAAGUAAUACGCUUUGCAGUAGAGUAGCCUGCAGUGACAGGUAGAGCUGUAGCAGCGGCGAGAAGAUGUGGUAGUCUUUUGGCCUGGCUUGGCAUGGAGGGCCGUUACUACCUGCAUAUCUAGCUGUGCUGAGGGAUCUGAUGCGGCUCCAAGGCUGGGCUGGACUGAGAAGGGACAGCCCCGCACUCUAAAAAUGAAAGAGCCCCAUUCCGCUUCUCUGGAUAAACUCCCUGACUGAGCAGCAUUGUUUCUGGUCUUGUCCUGGUUCAGUCACACCUAGAGACAAGCCUCACAAGCACAAAAGCAGCAGAGUUGAGUGAAACGAGAUGUAGAAUGAAGUUUCACUUGAAUGCCACUGACAUUGCGGUUUGUAACCCCUCACUAUCUCAUCUGUAGCAUUUACGUAUUGGGAGGGAUAAAAGACUGAACCUUAUGGUAUCCAAUAUUUGAGAGCCCUUUGAGAGGAAGUGAUACAUGACACCACCUGCUUGAUUGCAGUGUUGUUGAUGCUAGACACUAAAAAUCAAGGACUCAGUAAAGACACUGGAUUUAUGGCUCACUACAACAAACUGUAACCUACCAACCCUCCUUUGUCCUGCAAUUACAGAGGUGUUAACUGCCCACUUCACCUUGAGCAGCCUCUUGAAACAUAUAUCAACUCUCUGAGUACCUUUCUCAGACAUGAAGAAGAGUUCUAUGAAAGCUUGCCUCUCUCAAUGGUAGAGAAGGUUGAAGACGACACCAUGCCAAUCCGUCGUGCUGUGAAUUCUUCAGCUCGGGAAACUCCUCCCAAAAGCAAACCUGCUGAAGGUGAGGAGGCCAAGCCAGACCCGGAAAUCAGCUCAGAGGAAUCUGCUUCUACUGGAGAGGAGCAAGAGAAUGAAACUCCACCUGCUACAUCCAGUGAGACAGAGCAGCCAAAAGAACCAGAGAGUGAGAAGGGAGAAGCAAAGUCUUCUGAAGAAACCAAAAAAGAUGAGAAGGAUCAGUCUAAAGAAAAGGAGAAGAAAGUGAAAAAGACCAUUCCCUCAUGGGCAACACUUUCUGCUAGCCAACUAGCUAGAGCACAGAAGCAAACACAGAUGGCUGCCUCCUCACGCCCAAAGAUGGAUGCUAUCUUAACUGAGGCCAUCAAGGCAUGCUUUCAAAAGAGUGGUGCAUCAGUGGUUGCCAUACGUAAAUACAUUAUCCACAAGUACCCUUCACUGGAGCUUGAGAGGAGAGGCUAUCUUCUAAAGCAAGCACUGAAAAGGGAGCUGGAGAGGGGAGUCAUCAGACAGGUGAAAGGAAAGGGAGCCUCUGGGAGUUUUGUGGUGGUCUCUAAUGCAGGGAAAACUGUUCCGAAAUCCAGAGACAGAAAGAGAAGUACCUCCACAUCCACUCCAGAGCAGCAAGUCAAGCUAGAAGACAUCCUUCCGUUGGCAUUCACCCGCCUUUGUGAACCUAAGGAAGCUUCAUACAGCCUGAUCAAAAAAUAUGUGUCUCAGUAUUACCCCAAACUCAAGGUGGAUGUAAGACCCCAGCUGUUGAAGAAUGCCCUGCAGAGAGCAGUAGAGAAGGGCCAGUUAGAGCAGAUCACAGGCAAAGGAGCUUCUGGAACAUUCCAGCUGAAGAAAUCAGGGGAGAAGCCCCUACUUGGUGGGAGUCUGAUGGAAGAUGCCAUCCUGUCUGCUAUUGCUGCCAUGAAUGAACCGAAGACUUGCUCCACCACAGCUCUGAAGAAGUAUGUCCUGGAGAACCACCCAGGGACCAACUCCAACUUCCAGGUGCAUCUACUGAAGAGAACCCUGCAGAAAUGUGAGAAGAAUGGCUGGAUGGAGCAGAUCUCUGGGAAGGGUUUCAGUGGCACCUUCCAGCUCUGCUUCCCUUAUUACCCCAGCCCAGGUGUGCUGUUCCCAGAGAAGCAGCAGGAGGAGGAUUCUGAGGAAUCUGAGGAGGAGGAAGAGGAGGCAGAAGAGGAAUCUGAGGAGGAAGAAGAGUCAGAGGAAGAAGAACCACCUCCAAAGAAAAGGAUGCAGAUGCGAUCCCCCCCAAAAUCCCGGAGCAGGGCCCCCCCUGUGAAACGAAGAGAGUCCAAACCCAAGCCAAGAAAGGCCCCUGCAGCCCGCCGGGGGAAAGCAAAGCCCCCAUCCAAGGUCAAAACCCCUGCCAAGAAAGCCAGACCAGCAGCCCCAUCCAUCAAGAGGCCCUCUGGUAGCAGCUCUUCCAAGAAACCAGCAGCGAGCGGGAGGAAGGAAGCAAAAUCCCCUGCCAAGGGCAAAUCCACCAUGAGGAAGUCUCUCCGGGCAAAAAAGUAAACUUUUCCAAUGUGUCAGGGAAUCCCAUGGUCAAAUCCACAAUCUUGUUUUAUAACGUCAACAUGCAUUUGUAUUUUAGUUCUAAUGCUUAAACACUUCUUAAUUUUUUUUUUCUUGAAUGAUGGGGAAAAGCUGAAAACUAAGUCAAACCAACCUGAGUUAGAUCUAGAUGCCCUGUGCCUGCCCUCCCCCCGGAACAAGUCAUCUUUAGUUUUUGCAAUAAUUUUAGGGCUUUUCUAGAGAGUGUAAUCUGUACAUUUUAUGGUGUUUGUUUGGGGUUUUUGCUUUUAAAACUUGUUCAAAGAAGAUUUUUAUAUCUUUACAGAGCAGGAACAGGAUCAUUGGGGAAAUGUAACUCUGAAGUGAAAAGGCAAAACUGCAGUAGUUUUCUCCUUAGAUUUGCUGCAUGGUAACUAACACAAAGGGUUCCUAAUGCUUCUAUGGAGAAGCAAAAUAUAUACAAUGCUCGCACUGAAUUCUGAAGGUGCUUCUCUCUGCCACCGUUGUAGUGAUUAGCUAAAAGAUGUUUUGUUUGGCCGCUUCAGACCAGUAAGUUCCCCUUGAAAAUGAGUCGGAUCUCAGAGUGAAUGCAAAACGUUCUGACCCGUCUGAUGUCAAAGGGGUCCCAGAAUGGGCAAUCUCCUGAUUUUCAGUUAGUCGGGUUGUCGUGAUUUGAGUAAGCGAUUCCACACAUCCUCCAUCUGUUACCUAAUACCAAAAUAUAUACAAGUAGUCUUGAAUUCAACUUUGAAAUGUUUUUUAAAAGAUAAAGAACCUGAGUUUUCACUUCUUGUUUGCGCUUUUUAAAAAAACAACAAACGGAGAGUUCUAUAACUCCUAAUGUAGAGAUGUUGAUAAGUGAUGAACAUGCAGUUUGCUAAAAUAAAAUGAAACUAAAUUCCA